This is a messenger RNA of Trichobilharzia regenti, 1314 nucleotides long. Lineage: Eukaryota; Metazoa; Platyhelminthes; Trematoda; Strigeidida; Schistosomatidae. The record is from the annotation of a GenBank genome assembly.
AUGCCAGAAAGCUCAUCUGUUGAUAAACCACUUUUACUUAAAGGUGGGACAAUUGUAAACCAUGAUGUGACUUUCAAAGCAGAUGUAUUGAUUCAUGAUGGAAUUAUACAGGCUAUUGGCGAAGAACUUUCUUGUCCAAGUGACACUAGAGUUGUCGAUGUAAGUCAUAAAUUACUGUUGCCUGGUGGAGUUGACUUGGAUUGUCAUAUCGGUGUGGCAGAUUCAUUCGACCCUGUGGCUGAUAAUUAUGUGUCUGCUGGGAAGGCAGCUCUUCUUGGUGGUACAACUACAAUCGUAAACACGAUCAAUGCACAUCCUGAUCGUUCUCUCAUAUCUACAAUUCAUAGCGAAGCUGCUCUGCGUUGUUUUAUUGAACAACGUCGUAUGUGUAGAGGCUUGCUCUAUGGACAGACUAGUGUAUCAGCCAUUGCAGCACCGCUUGUUGCAAUAAAUUCUAAUGACUGUGCGAAUGGCGUAUUUACUAGCUCAAAGGAUUGGGCUACGGCUGCUAGCUACGUGAACUGUCCACCGUUAAGACCGGAUGUUCAGCUCAGUCAGAAACUACUCACUCACCUCAUAUCUGAAGACCUAGUAUCUGUCGGUUCAGGUCAUCGAGCUAUAACUACUGCAGUGCGCGCAACUUUCGGUCUGAAAAACCCUCUGAAAAUACCUCAUGGUAUUGCAGCUUUAGGCUGUCGAAUGAUCGUUCUUUGGCGUCAUGGAGUGGAAAGUGGGUCUCUAGAUCCGUGCACAUUCGUUAAAGUAACCAGUACCAAUCCUGCUCGACUGAUGAAUCUAUAUCCUCAGAAAGGUAGAAUAGCAGUUGGUUCUGAUGCCGACAUUAUUAUUUGGUCGAAUUCUUUCAAACAAGAAAAUUUCAAAAACAUUUUUCCUAACGAUGUGCCCAACAUAUUUACUGUUACUACUUCAAGUUAUCAAUCAGGUCCAGAAAUGGUUUUGUUACGGGGUCGUAUUGUGGUCGAAAAUAAUGAACUUUUAGAUGAUGCUUGUUGUGGUGUUUUGCUUACUUCGCAACCUUUUUCCCAGUAUGUUUACGGUCGGGUGAAUGCUGUGGAAAAAAAUGUAAACUCUGAAUAUACACCACUGUCGCGUGAACCAUAUAUGGGAAAUGUAGCUAAUGAUGCUCCUGUUGAUAAUUCAGAUCACUCUAAAGAAGGUUACUAUUUUCGAAAGGAAUAUUUUGACAAUAUGCCUAAAGAAGCACUACCACCUGGUCAAAGAAAAAUACAUACAUCAGUGAAAACAGCCCAACCUCCUGGAGGUUCAUCGAAUGCAUUUUGGAUGAAUGAAUAA